Messenger RNA from Dendronephthya gigantea, 846 nucleotides. RefSeq lists its product as uncharacterized. The record is from RefSeq and is a predicted model, not a curated record. Lineage: Eukaryota; Metazoa; Cnidaria; Anthozoa; Malacalcyonacea; Nephtheidae. The transcript has a single exon. The coding region runs from base 1 to 846 and encodes 281 amino acids.
AUGAACGAUCUGGCAUAUGUCACAGAUCAAAGCAAACUGUCGGCGUAUGCGGACGACACGCAAAUUUUUUACGCAGAUCCAGAUCCAGUUAAAGUUCAAGAGACCAUAAACACUGACUUGACCAACGUCGACAAAUGGUAUGCAGAAAAUGGAAUGAAAAGAAAUUAUACAAAAUAUCAAGCCAUCGCAAUGGGAAAAACAGAGAUUAAACCUGAAUUUUCUUGCGAAAACACAGUUAUCAAAAACAACGAGGUUUUGGAGCUACUUGGGGUAACUGUUGACGAAAAACUGAAAUUUGCCAUGCAUGUGAGCAAAGUUUGUCGUAAAGUAUCUCAACAAGUCGCCGUAUUAAAACGUAUGAGGAACAUGCUUCCAUUUGAAACGAGAUUAAGUAUUUACACCUCCUUCAUUGCUCCCCAUUUCAAUUAUUGUUCCGAAAGCUGGCAUUUCUGCAAUAAGUCAUCUGCCGACAAGUUGGAAAAAGUCAAUGAACGCGCAAUUCGCUUUGUCUUUAAAGACAAAUCUACUCCAUAUGAAGAACUGCUUAAUAAAAUAGGAAAUGCACGUCUUUUGAGACACCAGAGAGUAAAGAAAAUAAUAUCUAAUGUAUAUAAAUUAAUAAAUGACUCUAACUCACUGGAAAGUCUAAAAGAUCAGCUGCUAGAUCUCAGACAAAGUUCAUACUUGCUUAGAGGUGAAGAUAUCUUAAAACUGCCCAAAGUAAAUUCUACCACGUACGGGCUGAAGUCUUGGCGGUAUCAAGCCUCCAAAUUAUGGAACGCUCUCCCUGAUGCAGCUAGAUCGGCAGAGAACUACAACGCUUUAAAACUGUAUAAACGCCAUUGA